Bombina bombina (fire-bellied toad) is the source of this 624-nucleotide messenger RNA. RefSeq names its product TNF receptor superfamily member 18 (gene TNFRSF18). The coding region runs from base 70 to 624 and encodes 184 amino acids. Lineage: Eukaryota; Metazoa; Chordata; Amphibia; Anura; Bombinatoridae. The transcript is spliced from 6 exons. Gene Ontology annotation, cellular component: external side of plasma membrane. Gene Ontology annotation, biological process: positive regulation of cell adhesion. The record is from RefSeq and is a predicted model, not a curated record.
UUCAAAUACGAUCCACAGCUUGUUUUUUUUUCUCAUUCCUCAACAGCACAACCCUUCUCAGCGUUUGAGAUGAUUGCUGGCUGCUGUAAGAAUUUGUCCUUAAAGUUAGCUGUUUGUUUGCUGGUGCUACGACUACAGGGGAGAUGGACACUGGCUGCUGAAUGUGGUGUAGGAACAUUUGAAGUCAGCACCAGAGAUGGCACAAUAUGCUGCAAAACCUGUAUCCGAAGUAGGGAUAAUGAACCAUGUCCCAAUGCAGAUUCACUUCGUGAAGAAUGUCGCUGUGCUCAAGGAUAUGUCUGUAAGGGAGACCCCUGUGAUAGUUGCACCAAGCCUACAUCAUGCCCAGAAGGCCAAGAGCUAAUUAGGACAGGCUCAGUUGAUUAUUUGUACAUUUGCAGGAAAUGCUCCCCAGGGAUGCAUACGGUGAAUGGAUUCUGUAAACCAAUCAUAAAACCUGUAACCAGUGCUACCAAAAUGUACACCAGUAUCGCAUCCACCAGCUCUUCCUCUUCUCUACGUUAUUCCAAUGGCGUCCAUCAGCUUAAUGAAAAAGGGGCCAGUAGUUCCAGCAUUGAUGGAAAAAGGAUAGAAAAUACAGAACAGGCACAGAAACCAACAUAA